AUGUCGGCCAAGUCGCAUUUCCGCAAGAUUCAAAGCUUCAAGACCGACUAUGCUCCUUGCACAAUCACUCAAUAUGUUUCAGAACGCAGUGGUAUGCAGGUUGUUGUUGCCGACCGCAAGGGCCCAAAGCUCAAUGGUUACUUCACCCUAGCCACUGAGAUCUUUGAUGAUUCAGGUGCUCCUCAUACUCUUGAGCAUCUCGUUUUCAUGGGUUCCAAGAGCUACCAGUACAAGGGUCUCCUCGACAAGCUCUCUUCUCGAGCAUACUCUCACACCAACGCUUGGACUGCUACCGACCACACAGCUUAUACCCUCGAGACUGCUGGUUGGGAUGGUUUCGCCCAGAUUCUGCCCGUCUAUCUCGAACAUGUCAUCCUGCCUACCAUUACAGAUGAAGGUAUCGUGACUGAAGUCUGGCACAUUGACGGCGAAGGCAAUGAUGCUGGUGUUGUUUACUCCGAGAUGCAAGCCGUUCAGUUCCGCAGUUCUGAGAUUAUGGACCUCAAGGCUCGUCGUCUCCUUUACCCGGAGAACGUUGGUUUCCGCUAUGAAACUGGUGGUAUGACUGAUGCUCUCCGUGUUCUCACUCCUGAGCGUAUUCGCCAAUUCCACAAGGAUAUGUACCAACCACGAAACCUGUGUCUGUGUCUUGUCGGAGAAGUCAACCAGGAUGAACUUAUCCAGAUUCUUGAGCAGUUUGAGGAGUCUAUCAAGGAUGAUAUUCCUUCUCUCGAUACCCCUUUCAAGCGACCCUGGAUUGACUCCGCCUCGCCUCCCGAGAUCAAAGAAACUCAAAUUGUGACUGCAGAAUUCCCAGAGGAGGACGAGUCAGUUGGAGAGGUCCUUGUUGGUUUCUUCGGUCCCGACUGCAUGGAUCUUAUCAACUCUUCUGCGCUCAACGUUCUUCUUACCUACCUAUGCGGCUCUUCCGUUUCUAUCCUGGAGAAUGUUAUGGUCGAGAAGGAGGAGCUUGCCAGCUCGGUCUCUUACUGGACCGAUCCUCGACCCAACAGUGUUAUCUGGCUUCAACCCACAGGUGUCGCUACCGAGAAGCUCGAGUUUGUCGAGAAGCGACUUAUCGAACUCCUCAAGGAGGUCGCUUCUAAGCCUGUCGACAUGGACUACAUGAGAGAGUGUAUCCGCCGUGAAAGACGUCAAGUCAAGUACCACGCUGAAACUUCCGAGUCUUUCUACGCAACCAACAUCAUCACCGACUACCUUUUCGGUAAGCGUGAUGGUUCUACUCUCGCAGAUCUGCAGAACCUGGAAGAGUAUGAUGUUUUGGAGAAGUGGGAGGACCAGCAGUGGCGAGACUUCCUCAGCAAGUGGAUGGCUGAUGCUCCUCACAUCUCUAUUCUCGGCAAGCCUUCCAAUGAGUUGGCUACCAAGAUGAAGAAGGAUGAGGAAGCUCGCAUCGCCAAGCGCAAGGAAGACCUCGGCGCUGAGGGUCUCGAGAAACUUGCUAAGCGUCUCGAAGAUGCCAAGAAGAAGAACGAUGAGCCUAUCCCUGCCGAGGUUGUUGACCGUUGGAGUGUUCCUGGUACCGACUCCAUUCACUUCAUUGAGUCGGAUACUGCUCGCUCUGGGCAUGCCCGUUCAGUCGGUCUGGGCAGUGGAUCCGCACAAAAGGUCAUCGACGGUACAACUCAAGGCAAACUGCCCCUGUUCAUUCAGUUCGAGGACGUUCCUACCAACUUUGUUCACAUUUCUAUCCACAUUGGUACCUCUCAGGUCCCUAACGAGCUGAAGCCUCUGAUGCCCAUCUUCAGCGACAACUUCUUCAACACACACAUCAUGCGCGAGGGUAAGCAGGUCGGCUUUGAGCAGGUCGUUAUGGAGCUUGAGCGAGAUACCAUUAGUUACGCUCUCAACUCCGCCCGCUACCUUGGUGACCCCGACGGUAUCAUGAUUCAGUUCCAGGUUGAACCUGAGAAGUAUGCUGCUGCUGUCGAGUGGAUCCGCACCAUGAUGUUCGACUCCAUCUUCGAUCCUCAGCGUCUCAAGGCUAGUGUCAGCAAGGCUCUCGCUGACAUUCCUGAGUCCAAGCGUGACGGUAAGUCUAUGGCCAGUGAGGUCAGCGCUGCUUUCCACAUGGAGAAAUCCUCGUUGGCUGUGGCUAAGCGCGUGCUUGUUCGUGCCGUGUACUUGAAGAGACUCAAGAAGCUUCUCGAGAAGGAACCUGAAAAGGUUGUCGGUUGGUUCAACACUGUCCGCGACUCACUUUUCACCUUCCAGAACUUGCGUUUCCUCGUCACGGCCAACCUCGCUACUCUGCCUGACCCGUUGACUACAUGGGACACCCUCUCCAAAUCUCUGACCCCAGCUGAGAAGAUGAUCGACAUUCCCAAGCCUGUCAGCCUUCUCAACGAUGAAGGUCGCAACCCUGGCUCGGUUGGUGCCGUCAUCGUUCCCAUGACCACUCUUGAGAGUUCUUACUCCGUGUCAACAGCUCAAGGCAUGGCCUCCUACACCGAUCCUCGACUUGCUUCUAUCAUGGUUGCUAUUGGCUACCUUGAAGCUGCCGAAGGUCCUCUUUGGAACGCUGUUCGAGGUGCUGGUUACGCUUACGGUGUUUACUUCUCCAGAGACAUCAACUCUGGUAUCAUUUCGUACAACGUCUACCGUUCACCAGACGCCUACAAGGCCAUCAAGGCAUCCAAGGAGGCCAUCAGCAAGAUUGCCGACGGUACAGUCGAAAUUGAUCACCACCUCCUUGAGGGCACCAUCAGCCAGAUUGUUGUCAUGUUUGCUGAUGAGCAAUCUACCAUGCCUAGUGCUGCUCAGCAAAACUUUGUGCAAGGUGUUGUUCGCGGUCUUCCCAGUGAUUGGGAUAAGGAGGUGCUGCGACGUGUACGAGCUGUCACCAUCGACGAAAUCAAGACUGCUCUACGCGAGACUGUCCUGCCAUGCUUCGAGCCCGGCAAGAGCAAUGUUGUUGUCACCGCCGCCAAGAUCAUGCAAGAGGGCAUGGAGGCUUCCUUCAAGGAGAUGGGCUACAAGGUCCAGACACAUGAGCUCAGCUACUUCCAUGAUGAUUAUGGUCUGAAGCCUGAGGAUGGUGAGGAGGAAGAGUCGUCCGAGGAAGAUGAGGAAUUAGAAGGUUCUGAAGGAUCAUACGAUUCUGAUGAAUCUGAUUAG
Fusarium coffeatum is the source of this 3138-nucleotide messenger RNA. RefSeq lists its product as uncharacterized. Gene Ontology annotation, molecular function: metal ion binding. Bases 1 to 3138 code for a protein of 1045 amino acids. The record is from RefSeq and is a predicted model, not a curated record. NCBI's taxonomy places the organism in Eukaryota, Fungi, Ascomycota, Sordariomycetes, Hypocreales, Nectriaceae. The transcript is spliced from 3 exons.